This is a messenger RNA of Akanthomyces muscarius, 1092 nucleotides long. RefSeq lists its product as uncharacterized. The record is from RefSeq and is a predicted model, not a curated record. Gene Ontology annotation, cellular component: endoplasmic reticulum tubular network. The coding region runs from base 1 to 1092 and encodes 363 amino acids. The transcript is spliced from 3 exons. Lineage: Eukaryota; Fungi; Ascomycota; Sordariomycetes; Hypocreales; Cordycipitaceae. Gene Ontology annotation, biological process: endoplasmic reticulum tubular network organization.
AUGGUCUCAUUCUGGCCCUGGGGUAGCGAUGAUACCUCACCCGCCUCCUUUGAAAAGACGCUCUCGUCACUGUCCUCGAAAAUUACCAGCACGCAAACGACGCUCGACAGGACCCGCGCCAGCGCCCGCCGCAUCAAGGUCCUGCUGGUGCUAUAUCUCGGUUUCGCUUACCUCGUAUACGCCAUUGUUCAGCUCGUCGUCGUAAAGUACCGGAACAUGGGCGCCCUAGAGUGGGCAGGCAUGGCCAUAGGGCCCGUCUUCAUUAUCCUCACGCGCAAACUUGUCGGAGCGUAUUUCAACUUUCGAACCGAGUCCCUCGGCAGGAGACUAAAGGACCAGCAAGAAGAGCGCACCAAGACGAUCCAGAAACUUAAGGACGCGACAAGAUACGAUUCGACCAUGGAGCUGAUUGAAAAGUAUGGCGGCGAGAAGAAGAAGGAAGCUGCUCGCUCCGACAGCAAAAACAAGGAUGGCGACAAGCAGUCUCAACAGCCCGUGCCACCCAAUGGCUCUCCGAACCGGACACGUCUCCCUCCCCCUCCUACCGCCAACAUCCAGCCUCGUACUCCGAUACCCCCCGCCUCCGGCCCCUCCUCCCCGGAGCCUAAUUCCCUCAAACCGGGCGCCGAAUUUGCCCCCAACGCCUUUACCCAUCCUCCUCCUUCAUUACAAGCUCAACAGUCCGCACCCGUCGGUGGUGGCCCUGUCGAAUCGCACUGGUACGAUCGCAUAUUUGACGUUCUCCUCGGCGAAGACGAGACCCUCCCCAAGAAUCGCAUCGUACUCCUUUGUCUAUCAUGCCGGCUCAUUAAUGGCCAAGCACCGCCAGGCACGCGCAGCCUUGCGGAGUUGGGCAUCUGGAGGUGUAUGGGAUGCCACGCGGCGAAUGGCGUGGUCGAUGAGGGCAAGCGCAUUGUGGAUGAGGUGCUUGCAUCUUCACAGCAGAAUGUUGAAGAGGAAGUAGAUACGCCGGUUGAAAGCGAAGGGGUUCAUGAGGCAGUGGAUGUCAGUGGGAGCGGAGACAAGGUUUCCUCCGCGACGGGCGUGGAAAGUCACGAUGGUGCGAAACAGAGACGGGGCAAGAAUAAAUAG